Molecule: messenger RNA, 1513 nt
Organism: Miniopterus natalensis
Lineage: Eukaryota; Metazoa; Chordata; Mammalia; Chiroptera; Miniopteridae
Gene: C2H12orf57
Product: chromosome 2 C12orf57 homolog
Biological process (GO): post-embryonic development
Source: RefSeq, a predicted model, not a curated record
UGGAAGGGAUGGGCCUUCUGAAGGGACUGGGUGGAGGGACCCUGGACAGUUGGAGAGGGUACCACCCGAGCCAGACCCCUUCGUCCUCCCAAGGCUGGGAAGUCUGGACGCUGGAGGCCUGGGACAAGCAGGCCUCUGCCAAGGUCAGGUCUAGGAAAUAACUCGGACUUUUGAGGCGUUUCUUUUACUGGUCUGACAGCUAGGAGCCAUCAGUCUGAAUCCUUUCUGUGGAAUAGUUUGAGACACAGUUAUAAGGCAGAGGUUCAAGAGCCUUGGUUUCAACAGAUGAAAGCGAGUAGAAUUUUGGAGUCUACCUAUGGUUUGAGAAGGGAGUAGGCGACAAUUUCAAACGCUUAGAAGAGACAAGAAAUUAGAGGGCGUUAAGCUGCAGGGCACAUUCCUAUACAAGGCCCUUUUAGGAAAGUACGGGAGCUGUUUUAGUUCCAAGCUUUUGUUGCUGCAAAUCACUUUCUCCGUUCUUAAAAACUAAAGGGUGGGACUGGUCCUCUUGGCCAAUCAGCAUCUACCUCAUUUGCAUAAGCCCGUACAAAACAUUUGCAAACUCUAGAAAUGAACGAUAUGAAUAAGUUCCGUAGAAUACUAUUUUUCCUUGUGAAAGUUACAGUGUCUCGUUGCUUAUACGGCAAUAGAAAUCAAAAAAGUCCACUCUGAGCUCACCCUCACCAAUAUUGGAGUUCAUGGAUAUUCCGCGUUCUCCCCGGGCCACUUCCUGUAGUGCUUACAGCUCUUUUUGAAUUUGUCUAGUAGGUCUUCCGGUUUUUACCGGAAGGCCCUCCCUAUUAAACGAGUCAUUCCUAACAAUAGAGUAACUUCAGUGGCAAGCAGAUGUGUUUAAAUGUUGCAGAUUCACCGAGACACUUCCAACUUUUGAGGGUUUGCAGUGGGGUGGUGGGAACGACGCUCGAGGAACUUCCGGUUACGGCCGAUGCCGUUUCCCCCCGCCCCCGGCAGCCUGGAGACCAGGUUUCGGAGCCGGCCCUUUCUUCCUGAGCAUUUCCUUGGUUCUGCCCUACGUGCAAUCUCCGUGGCACUAUGGCGUCCGCCUCGGCCCAGCCUGCGGCCUUGAGUGCCGAACAGGCCAAGGUGGUCCUGGCCGAGGUGAUCCAGGCGUUCUCCGCCCCUGAGAACGCCGUACGCAUGGACGAGGCUCGGGACAACGCGUGCAACGACAUGGGCAAGAUGCUGCAGUUCGUGCUGCCCGUGGCCACACAGAUUCAGCAGGAGGUUAUCAAAGCUUAUGGCUUCAGCUGCGACGGGGAAGGUGUCCUUAAGUUUGCCCGCUUGGUCAAGUCGUACGAAGCCCAGGAUCCCGAGAUUGCCAGCCUGUCAGGCAAGCUGAAGGCACUGUUCCUGCCACCCAUGACACUGCCACCCCAUGGGCCUGCUUCAGGUGGCAGCGUAGCUGCCUCCUGAGAGUUGGCCUCCCCUGUGAUACUGCCUGGGAAGGGAAGAUCUUGAUGUCCCAGAGGUUAAUAAAUAUGCCUGUGAUUUA